ACAUAGAACUCUUUGAACAAGGUAGUGCCAUGUCUUGUUUAAGUAUACAACAUUGUGGAAUCUUUAUCCUCGGUAUCCUGAUUCGGUUCUCUUCAAGUAUAGAAAUUCGCCAAAUUACGUUCAACAUUCCCGUCAAAAAUAUGAAGCUCACAAACCAUGAAAUAGCCUACCUCAGGGUAGGAUCACAAGAUGUUUGUAUGGAAGCAUGUUUUUUGGACCCCAACUGCGUCUCGAUAAAUUACUAUCCCACACUUGAAGAAAGUUAUGAAAACUGUGAGCUGAGCUCCUCCGAUGAUUAUUUGUGCCCUGAAGACUUUGUUUUUAGCAAAGGAACUGUAUAUUUUGGUAUCCAGAAUCAAUGCCACGGUGCCAAGUGCUAUGAACAAAACAUGACAUGUCAAUCAGGCUUCCCUCCUGAAGGCUACAAGUGCGUCGCCCCUUUGUGCUAUGAAGGCCCUUUGGGAAUGGAAGACAAAAGAAUCCCUGAUUCAUCUAUCUCAGCUUCGUCUGAGUACGGAAAAGGAACUUACUUAGCUAAGAAUGGACGGUUGAGAUCAAAGUGUAAUAAAUGCGUUUGGGCGGCAGAGGAAAACAAAGUAGGAGAGUUUUUGCAGGUUGAUCUUGGCCACAAAAUGGUUCUAACCAAAGUACAAACACAAGGCAAUGUGUGGAUGAAGGACCAAAAGGAUGAGUGGGUGACCGAGUACUACAUCGCUUAUAGCCAAGACCGUAACCACUGGCAAAACUACACCAAAGAUGGAAACCUUACAAUUUUCGAUGGCAAUAAUGACGGUUACAAUGUAGUCACCAACGAUUUUAAUCCUUUCAUUAGAGCUCGUCAUGUUCGUAUUGUUGCUUUGGAUUGGAAAGGUCACAUCACGUUAAGUGCCGAACUGUACGGAUGUAAACCACCUUGAACCUCUGUUAACUAAGCUGUCGUCCGCCAUGUUGGAGGUCAGGAACAAUAAAAUAUUCUUUUUUAAGAAAAGAGUUCAGUUCCUCAGAAGAAAUUAUCUUUGUUUCGUCUUCGAAAAUGGUUACCUCUAAGCAGCCAUUCAUUUCUUUUAUAAAUAACAGAGAUUUCAUGUUUUUUAUAGAGCAGAUAAUCUGGUUCCUGUCCUCCAACAUGGCGGUCUAGCACGAGGCAAAAACCGGCUGUCAUAUAAUAAUAGAGUUUAGCUAAAAAGUUUGAUUAACUAGAAGGAUUUCUAAACACAAGUUAUGAUAUUCUUACAUGUCUUCUUCAAGGCUGCCAUGUAUUGCUGGAUUUUCAUCGCAUGAUAAAGGUCUUUGAAUCUCAUUAUUUGCUCCAAAUGGCGUUCAAACACUGACCGAGCUGAUGAGCACUCUGCGCAAGACAGGAAAUGAAGUCAUAGUAAAGCCAACGUCCGAAAUAUGCUUCGCUUGUCACGCACAUAGCUUUCAGAACGAGGCUACGUGCUAAAUUAAGUUUAGUCUUUUUUCUGUUGUCACGAAUCACUGAGCACUAUGCACUAUGCCUCGAAGCCUAACAAUGAAACCUUCUUCCUUAAUCUGUUUGUUCCACCACCUAUAAUAACAUGAAAAAUUUGCUCAGCCAAUGAGAAGAGCAAACCCUCUAUCUUGGCUUUGAAAAAAGGCGGGAUUUUUCCCACGCACGCGUCAGAAAAGUCGUGGGAAAAACGCUAGAGAACGGAAGUCAUAAUCUUUAAAAAGUACAAGCCAAUUUUUUAAAGAUUUUAUAACACAUAAAAACUAAAGACACGGUUUACCCACAGAUAGAAUUAGAAUUUUGCAUGCGUUUUUGGAGAAAGAUAGGAAAACUGGAGAACCAUGAGAAAAACCCUCGAUUCGAGGGAGCGAUUAAGACCUGACAAACUUUACUGUGGACGCUGGAGUCUGGGAAUCAAACGGGUAGAAAAACGGGUUCUACCUUCAACUUUUGUGCGUUAAUAAGCUUUAUAUUUCAUAAACAGGCUCUUUUGGGGCGGAUUAACAAAAUACCAAAAUUUGGGGAAAUUUAAGGGAUGCUUAUUUGAGAUAUAACGCCCUGAACAUAUUUUGAU
Molecule: messenger RNA, 2045 nt
Organism: Actinia tenebrosa (Australian red waratah sea anemone)
Lineage: Eukaryota; Metazoa; Cnidaria; Anthozoa; Actiniaria; Actiniidae
Product: retinoschisin
Source: RefSeq, a predicted model, not a curated record